Chenopodium quinoa (quinoa) is the source of this 3957-nucleotide messenger RNA. Its product is annotated as MATH domain-containing protein At5g43560-like. The coding region runs from base 348 to 3797 and encodes 1149 amino acids. Gene Ontology annotation, molecular function: protein binding. Lineage: Eukaryota; Viridiplantae; Streptophyta; Magnoliopsida; Caryophyllales; Amaranthaceae. The record is from RefSeq and is a predicted model, not a curated record. The transcript has 13 exons.
AUAAUUUCAUUAUUUAAGCCAUUUUUUAAUAAAGCACCUCCAUUACAUUUUACCCUAGAAAUAUUUAGUCAUUAACACAAAUCAAGCCAAUUUAAAAAAAAAAAAAAAAAAAGAAAGAAAAACACAUAAAAUAAGUUCUCGGGUUUGAGCAGCAGCUGCACCUUCGACCUCAAAUCCCAAAAUUCUCUCUCUUACAUAUUUUCUCCUUUCUAUCUUUCUCUCUCCCCCCUUUGAAAUAAAAUUCCCUAAAAAUUUGUCCAAUUAAACUUUUUCUUGCUUCUUUCCGUCUGAAACGUUUCAGUGGGAGGAGCUGAUAGGGUGUAGUUGGCGGAGUUUUCGGUUUAUUUAUGCCUGCAACUAUGACCGAGGAAUCUGCUUGUGGAAGGUCGUUGGAGAGAUUAUCGAGUGCGCAACGCUGCCAUUCAAGUGAUGCAUUGGUUGAAUGUCGGUCUUCCGAUCAGGUUGAGAAUGGCACCCCUUCGACUUCACCUCCGUAUUGGGAUAUUGAUGGCAGUGAUGAUGAUGGAGGGCCAAAACCUGUUGAUCUGUAUGGUAAGUACACAUGGAAGAUUGAUAGUUUUUCGACAAUCAACAAGAGAGAGCUUCGAAGUAAUGCUUUUGAAGUUGGUGGCUACAAGUGGUACAUUUUGAUCUACCCCCAGGGCUGUGAUGUGUGUAAUCACCUUUCUUUGUUUCUUUGUGUAGCAAACCAUGAUAAGCUUCUUCCAGGAUGGAGCCAUUUUGCUCAAUUCACUAUUGCUGUGGUGAAUAAAGACCCAAAAAAAUCAAAAUAUUCUGACACAUUACACCGUUUUUGGAAAAAAGAGCAUGAUUGGGGGUGGAAGAAAUUUAUGGAGCUAUCUAAAGUGUCAGAUGGUUUUGUGGAAGAAGAUGCGCUUGUUAUUAAGGCUCAAGUUCAAGUUAUCAGGGAGAAAGCAGAUCGGCCAUUUCGUUGUCUUGAUUGUAAUUAUAGAAGAGAACUUGUUCGGGUGUACUUGACCAAUGUUGAGCAAAUAUGUCGGCGUUUUGUUGAAGAGAGAAGAGGGAAGCUGGGAAAGUUGAUAGAGGACAAAGCUAGGUGGUCAAGCUUUUGUGCAUUUUGGCUAGGAAUGGAUCAAAAUACUAGGCGUCGCAUGUCGAGGGAAAAGAAGGAGAUGAUAUUAAAAGUUGUUGUGAAACAUUUUUUCAUAGAGAAAGAAGUCACAUCUACUUUAGUUAUGGACUCAUUGUACAGUGGGCUAAAAGCUCUUGAAGGUCAAAGCAAGGGCAAAAAAGGAAAGGGGAAAUUGAUAGAGGGUGAGGAUACACCUGCUCCAAUUGUUAGAGUAGAAAAGGAUGUUUUCAUUUUGGUAGAUGAUGUCCUAUUACUUCUUGAGAGGGCUGCCAUGGAGCCGUUGCCUCCGAAAGAUGACAAGGGUCCUCAGAACCGUACAAAGGAUGGAGGUAGUGGAGAGGAUUCCAAUAAGGACUCAAUCGAGCGUGAUGAAAGGCGUUUGACGGAAUUAGGCCGAAGGACAGUGGAAAUUUUUGUACUCGCCCAUAUUUUCAGCAACAAAAUUGAAGUGGCCUACCAGGAGGCUGUUGCACUAAAGAGACAAGAAGAGCUCAUCCGUGAAGAGGAGGCUGCAGGGCUAGCUGAGAGUGAGAAAGCAAAGCGAGGUGCUGGUGAGAAAGACAAAAAGUCAAAGAAAAAACAGGCCAAACAGAAGAGAAAUAAUCGCAAAGGAAAGGACAAAUUGAAGGAUGAUAAACCUGUUGUCACAGCACAAGAGAAACAUCUGCUUGAAAAUUUGACUGCUGCAGGGAAAGGCCUGGUAGAGCCCGAAACUGUGACUGACAAGAAUGACACACUUGACUAUGUGUCUGAUGUGUCUGAUUCUGUGGAAUGUGCUGUGGACAUGCUACGGCUUGAUUCAGAAGAUAGAGAUGCAAGUCCUGUUAACUGGGACACAGACACAUCAGAGAUUCACCCUCCUGCAGAAGCCAGUGGUAGCGAAGUAAGCAGUAUAUCAACGGUGCAAAAUGGAGUAGCAGAUAAGAGGAGCUCAUCUAUAAUGGAUGAUAGUUCCUCCACUUGCUCUACUGAUUCUGCUCCUUCCAUUGUAUUAAAUGGAUCAUACAGAUCAAAUUCCUUUACAAAUUAUAAUAGCCAGAAAUCACCAUCAAGAGGAAAGAUCCAUCAAGGAAAGGGAUCAUCUGAGGAAUUUAGUGGUGGAAAUGAUGUAGAUAUUUGGCCAUCUGAACCAACUGAAGCUGUUUUCUGUAAUGAUGCUUCACCCAGUCGCAAAGCAGUUGAAUUUAACGAGUCUGAGGGUGCUGUCACUUCCUUGCAAGAUAGGACAAAGUGGCCGGAGCUGAAUUCAGUAAAAAAGCAGGAAGAUGAUGUUGUGUUGCCGCAGAGAAAGCCAAGUAAGAAGGACAAUAAGGAGCAUAAAGAUCAUAUUGAUACAGUACUCUCCCAGGAAAGAGUGGCAGUGGCACCACAAUCAUCAAAUUGCCCUCCCAGAAAUACAACUCCUGCACCGGCAGUUAAGCCAAAUUCUAGCUUGAAAAUUGGUCCUCAUACUGAUGUGGUUACAUCUGUGAAAACAUUUUCAAAUGGACAUUUACAAACUGAUAGGGCAACUUUGAUGACAUCAUACUAUACAGCAUCUGCGUCAAAACCUGAUUCGACAAAGGCUACCAUUCUUAAACCGGUUGAGAAGCUUGCUGGACAGCAAGUUGCAGGAUUGUCAAGGCCAUCAAGUGCUCCUCUUAUCCCUGGGACCCUACCAGCUCCCCCAGUUGUAUCCAUGGUGCAAGCAGCUGCUUCAAGCGCUCCAUUGUUGUCCCGUUCAAGUAGUGCUGCUGGACGCCUGGGUCCAGAUCCUUCCCCAGCAGCAGCCCAUCCCUACGUUCCGCAGUCCUGUAGGAACGCCAUUAUGGGUAACUCAUUUAGUGCAAGCUCUGGUGGUUUCACGCAUCCAUCCCAGCUAGCAAGUUCAGGGGUGAACACAUCAACUACAUUCUCUCACCAGCAUUCCUUAUUAUCCAACCCUGUAUAUCUCUCUCAGGCUUCUGAAAGGAUGGAACCUAAUGGUGUCAGUUCAAGCAUGUCUUUUACUGCUAAUCAUCAGGAUGAGGCUCUAGGUCAGCAAUGGAUGGGGAGCCCCCAGAGAGAUAUUAGCAGAAGAUUGAUGUAUGAUUCUCAAUCAAUGCUUAAUGAUACACCAAAUUUUGAUUUAUAUCGACCCAUGAACAGUGUACCCCAUGAAUUCUUCCCCUCGGAAUUGCCAGCUGUUACUUCCGGUCGUUUGGUCCAGACUGCAUUGGCUGAUGAAUUUCCCCACCUAGACAUCAUCAAUGAUCUUCUUGAUGAUGAGCAGGUUAUUGGCAGGACUUCACAUGGGAACACAGGUUUCCAGGGUCUUGGCAAUGGUCCCACCCUUUUCAAUCGGCAGUUGAGUUACUCUACUGAUAUGAGCCUAUUGAGCGAAGCAGGAUCUCUGGGCAGCUCUUGUAGGUUUGAUAGAUCUAGGAGUUACCCUGAUGAUGGCUUCCAGCAGGAUUAUGGUGCAGGCAGUCCUUAUGAUUCAGUCAGAGAGUUCAUCCCUCAAGGUAAUCCUAUGCCUUAUAUGAAUGGUCAGGUUGAUAGUUUAGUGCCAAACCAGUGGCAAUUGGUGGGUCCUGAUCUAUCGUUGCUAAGCAUGAGGAAUUCAGGGGUGGAUGGCUACUCUUAUAAUAUUCCAGAGUACUCAAAUAUGACAUGUGGCGUAAAUAAUAAUUACGCUAUGUUCAGGCCUUCCAAUGGACAUUAAAGGGCCAUUUUAGAUAACAUUUGUAAUAAGUAAUGAAGGGAAUUUGGUCUUGGAAUCGGGUGGUUGUAAUCCUGAGAAACAACAUUCUGUAAAGAGUGAUGCUGGCUUAUUUGCUUUCAGUUUUUAGUUGAUACACAUGAGGCUUUUGUUCUUUUGUUUC